Molecule: messenger RNA, 660 nt
Organism: Lichtheimia ornata
Lineage: Eukaryota; Fungi; Mucoromycota; Mucoromycetes; Mucorales; Lichtheimiaceae
Exons: 4
Coding region: 1-660 (219 amino acids)
Biological process (GO): base-excision repair, AP site formation
Molecular function (GO): mismatch base pair DNA N-glycosylase activity
Source: RefSeq, a predicted model, not a curated record
AUGCCUCGUGUUACAAAAGAACGAUCGACCAACACAACACCACGAUCGCCCUACACCAACAAUGUGGAGAAAUCCAAGUCGACUGUCGACAUUCCAAAGGACAAUGCAGUGGCUGACAACCUUGAUUACGAUCUACUCGUCAUGUUUAUUGGUAUCAACCCUGGUUUGACAAGUGCCGCUCGAGGACACCAUUUUGCAGGACCUACGAAUCACUUUUGGCCAUGUUUGUCGGGUAGUGGCUUGGUGGAUAAACCUUUGACCUACAAGGAUGAUGUCGAUCUACCACGAUUGUACCGAUUAGGCUUUACCAAUCUUUCAACAAGGACCAGUCGAAAACAAUCCGAUCUUACUUUGAGUGAACAGCAAGCUGGUAUCCCCAUCCUCACAACCAAGAUUCGACAAUAUCGACCACGCGUAGCAUGUUUCAUUGGCAAAGGCAUGUACGAGAUUUAUGCAGGUGAAAAGAUCAGGAAAAUGGGCGUACAACCAAGGAGGAUACCAUGGGAGAAUGGCAAAGGCUCAACUCGGCUAUUUGUGAUGCCAAGUACCAGUGGGAUUGUUUCCGCUUAUCAGAAAGGCGACAAGUUAAAGUUCUUUCAAGAGCUCUGUCAAAUAGCAAAGCAAGAGGAUGAAAAGGUGGCGACUUCUUCAAUACGUUAG